UCAAUUUGCCUCUUAGCUGUUAAUAAAAAUCAUAAAUUGAUAAAUCACAAAUCUUUAUUUAAUUUAAUUAAUGAAAACCUCACGUCUUUUAACUCUAUAUAUUAUUUGUAAGUAGAGUAAUCUAGUUCUAUUCAUAACAAAAUGGCUACAAACGAAAAACAGUUCUUCGGACCAUUAACAUUGCACCAAAAGAGUGAGAACCCAUCGAUAUUUAAGACGGACACACCAAACGAGUGUCCCUGUGUUUUGUGUGACGAAGUUUACGUAUUACCGGCAUCAGAGAAGCAGUUCCUGACGCACUUGUUCAUGGAACACCGUCUGGUUAUUGGUGACGCCAACCAGAUAGCAGAUUUACCAGGUUACAUGAAGUACUGGAAGUUGAGAUUUAAAGAUCAAAAUCUUCCUUUCUUCUGCACCACAAUGCUCCUUGACAACAAACCAGAUGGAACAAAGUCAAAAAACGAAGAAUACUUUUUACUGAGCGAUGUUUUACCUGAGGAAAAGGAACUCCGAUUGAAUCUACGUCAAAGUAAAUUAGAAACAUUACUAGAAAGGCAUGCAUUUGAAAGAGAAGACAAAGAAUAUUCUAAGGAGUGUCUGUUUUGUAGAUUUGUAUCAAAUGAUACCAGAGCUAGCUACUUAAAACAUUUGUACGAAAAACACAACUUCCAUAUAGCCAAACCUGACAAUUUAAUAUUUAUUGAUGACUUAAUAGAUUUGAUAAGCUCAAAAUUAGAUAAAUUACAGUGCAUUUUCUGUGAAGGUCUGUUUAAAGAUCGGACAAUUUUAAAAGAGCACAUGCGAAAGAAAGGCCAUAAAAGAAUUAAUCCUGUCAACAAGGAGUAUGAUAAGUUCUUUUUAGUUAAUUAUAUUGGUGAUAAGCAUCCUGUCAAUAAGCAAAAACCGUACAAUAUGUCGAGUAGUUCAAAAAUGUAUAAUAUUAAAGUAAGGGAAGAGGAAUAUGAACCGGAUUCCAACAUCGAUAGUGACCCAGAAUGGUCAGAAUGGACUGAAGAAAAUGGUCCUUUAAUAACAUGCUUGUUAUGUGAACAUACAGAUGUGGAAUACGAAAACAUACUAGACCAUAUGGAGAAAAAACAUGAAUUCUCCUUUUCCAAAGCAACAACAGGAUUGAACUUUUACCAUAAAAUCAAAAUUGUGAACUACAUUCGAAGGCUGAUACAUUUAAAACAAUGUUUAGCGUGUGAAACGAAGUUUGACGCCUCAAAUAAUUUGGAAAAACACUUAAAAGAAAUGAAACACUGGAUUUUGAAGAAGGAGAAGUGGGACCAGCCUGAAUAUUACUUCCCGACAUAUGAAGAUGAUCUAUUUCUAUGUUUCAUUCACGAUGAAGAUGAAAGUUGGUGGUCAGGUGAUGAAAGAGAAGUGGAAAAUCAGAAUAGCAUGUCAGAUAAUAUAUCUAAAGAGAUGGCAAUGGCUGUUCUUGGUGAUUGAACUAACUGUCGUUAAUUUUAGUGACAAUAAGUAUUUUCACCUUAAAGGUAGGGGUUGAAGUAUAAAUAGUGGGAUUCUAAAUAUGAUACCCACAUUAAGCUUUGUUGUCGUAAGCAUAAGCUUUUUGCUUUGUUAAAGCAGAAAAGUAGGCUUUGUAAGGUCAAUCAGGUGUUAAAACAUUGUUAAACUAAAAAUUGUUCUUUUACAAAAAGCAAUAACUCUGUACAACCAUAUUUAAUAUAAAAUUGAACAUUUUCAAGCUAGCUUGUAGCAAAAAAUAAUAUUCAAGUAGCAAUCUAGCAAUCUCAAAUUCUAGAGGUUGCAAUAUUGGCUUUGUUUAAAGAUAUUGACAAAACACAAAGUUUUAUGCUUAUAGCUUAGAAAAGAACAUGAAAUAUGUUUAAUUUUGUAGAAAUUAAAUAGUUUCUGAUAGGAGAAUUAAAUAAAAAACUCAUAUAGAACUACAAUUUUACUAUUAAAGUGUAAGAUAAAGUGUAAAAACAGCUAAAAAAUGUAACUGUCAGAUAGUAAAGGCAUAGAGAAUAAAUUAUGCACUUUAAAGUGCUAGCAUAUGUGAGCAAUUUGUUUUUUUUUUAUUUUUUAAAUGUAAAAAUACAUUUUCUACUGAUUAUGCUGUAAUUCUGUGAGGUUGUUGUAAUGGUUGUUAUAACUUAUAACAAUUUUUUUUAUAACAAAUUAAAAUUGAGGUCUAAAGUUAUGUCAUGUACUCAAAUUAGUGCAUUUACUAUGCAAAGAGUACUUUAAGUCAUUAUAAAUUAUAAUAAUUAAUUUAGUCAUAGCAAUAUUGAAGCAAUAAUUUAAUAAUAACUAAUUAUUACUCAAGGAAUGUGAUCUAUGUUUUGUGAUUUGACCCAUGUCUGUUACAAAGUUGCAUUAUGUAUAUUUAAUACAUAAUUAUAGGAUAUAUAAUACAUAUAUAUGUCUAAUAUCACCAUGACUUUAAUUGUGAUAGGCUUGUGAUAGGCAUCAGAGAUUUCGCUUGUGAGAACCACAAUGCCUAUAAUGUACCUAUAGGUUAUGUACACGUUAUGUGUUUACCUGUUUAGGGAUAUUAUGUUUUUUGUUUGUAACAAUAAUAUCUAUGAAUAGUAAUGACUGGCAGGUCUACAUAUUACACGUCUAUAAUUUUGUAAACGAAAAAAAGUCUCCUCCAAGAUUCUACUGAGAAUUGUUUUCAUGGUUGAACUCUAGACCUUCUGAUAUAGCCAAACAUGGAGAUCACUAGGUCAUCAAAGCAAUUAAAAGUAAUACUUUUUAUAUUCUACAAGGACUUAAAUAAAAUAAGCAAUGGUGCAUUGCAUUUAUAAUGCUUAGAGAUAUCAUUGGUUAAUAAGGUAAAUUAGUAUGAGUAAUAAAAUAUUUACUUAAAAAUACAAUUAACCUAUAGGGUAACAUUAUGUGCAAUUAUAUUCAUACAGAUGAUUUUUUUAUUCAUAUUUAUUAAUGUGAUUGAUGGUUUUAUAUUAACUCUCAUAUUAUGAUUAUGAGUAGGUACUGAGUACCUAGAUAAAAUUUAAUAACUACAUACUGCUUUUUCUGUAUUAACCUAUGAGUAUAACUGCCAUUUUAUAUCUAUAGUUCCAUACUUACAUACUCUUAUGAAAAUGAAAUAAUUGUUCUGUAGGCACAAAUUAAAGAUGAUUUUAUUUUUAAAUUUAGAUUUAUCUGAAUAUAACUUAAAAUAAAAUUCAUUUGAAUAAU
This is a messenger RNA of Bicyclus anynana (squinting bush brown), 3177 nucleotides long. Its product is annotated as zinc finger protein 277. The record is from RefSeq and is a predicted model, not a curated record. Bases 142 to 1455 code for a protein of 437 amino acids. Lineage: Eukaryota; Metazoa; Arthropoda; Insecta; Lepidoptera; Nymphalidae. The transcript has 2 exons.